AUGUAUAGUACACUGUCUGUGAUCUAUAGUAUACUGAGUGGGAUGUAUAGUACACUGUCUGUGAUCUAUAGUAUAUUGACUGGGAUGUAUAGUACACUGUCUGUGAUCUAUAGUAUAUUGAGUGGGAUGUAUAGUCCACUGUCUGUGAUCUAUAGUAUAUUGACUGAUAUGUAUAGUCCACUGUCUGUGAUCUAUAGUAUAUUGACUGGGAUGUAUAGUACAUUGUCUGUGAUCUAUAGUAUAUUGAGUGGGAUGUAUAGUCCAUUGUCUGUGAUCUAUAGUAUAUUGACUGGGAUGUUUAGUACACUGUCUGUGAUCUAUAGUAUAUUGAGUGGGAUGUAUAGUCCACUGUCUGUGAUCUAUAGUAUAUUGACUAAUAUGUAUAGUCCACUGUCUGUGAUCUAUAGUAUAUUGAGUGGGAUGUAUAGUACACUGUCUGUGAUCUAUAGUAUAUUGAGUGGGAUGUAUAGUCCACUGUCUGUGAUCUAUAGUAUAUUGACUGGGAUGUAUAGUACACUGUCUGUGAUCUAUAGUAUAUUGAGUGGGAUGUAUAGUCCACUGUCUGUGAUCUAUAGUAUAUUGACUGAUAUAUAUAGCACACUGUCUGUAAUCUAUAGUAUAUUGACUGAUAUGUAUAGCACACUGCCUGUGAUCUAUGAUAUAUUGACUGGGAUGUUUAGUACACUGUCUGUGAUCUAUAGUACAUUAACUGGGAUGUUUAGUACACUGUCUGUGAUCUAUAGUAUAUUGACUGGGAUGUAUAGUACACUGUCUGUGAUCUAUAGUAUAUUGACUGGGAUGUAUAGUACACUGUCUGUGAUCUAUAGUAUAUUGACUGGGAUGUAUAGUACACUGUCUGUGAUCUAUAGUAUAUUGACUGGGAUGUAUAGUACACUGUUUAUAUAUAGUACACUGUCUGUGAUCUAUAGUAUAUUGACUGGUAUGUAUAGUACACUGUCUGUGAUCUAUAGUAUAUUGACUGAUAUGUAUAGCACACUGUCUGUGAUGUAUAGUAUAUUGACUGGGAUGCAUAGUACACUGUCUGUGAUCUAUAGUAUAUUGACUGGGAUGUAUAGUACACUGUCUGUGAUCUAUAGUAUAUUGACUGGGAUGUAUAGUACACUGUCUGUGAUCUAUAGUAUAUUGACUGAUAUGUAUAGCACACUGUCUGUGAUCUAUAGUAGAUGA
This is a messenger RNA of Candidula unifasciata, 1188 nucleotides long. NCBI's taxonomy places the organism in Eukaryota, Metazoa, Mollusca, Gastropoda, Stylommatophora, Geomitridae. The record is from the annotation of a GenBank genome assembly.